AUGUCCAACACGCCCUCGAACAACAUCAAGGUCGUCUGCCGGUUCCGCCCGCCCAAUGCGGUCGAGCUGCGCGAGACGGGCGGCGAGAGCAUCGUCCAGAUCAGCGAGGACGGCGUCAACGUCAAGCUGCGCUCGCAGGAGAACAUGCGCGGCGCCGAGGCCGACGGCUUCACGUUCGACCGCGUCUUCCAGAUGGACACGCCGCAGGAGGAGGUGUUCGAGUUUGGCGUCAAGGGCAUCGUCGACGACGUCCUCAACGGCUACAACGGUACCAUCUUUGCCUACGGCGCGUCUGGUUCGGGCAAGACGCACACUAUGAUGGGGCCCAGCAUCGACGACGCGCAGCUCAAGGGCAUCAUUCCUCGCAUCGCCGAGCAGAUCUUCUCGUCCAUCAUGACCUCGCCCGCCAACCUCGAGUACCUUGUCAAGGUGUCGUACAUGGAGAUCUACAUGGAGCGUAUUCGAGACCUACUCGCUCCCGAGAACGACAACCUGCCCGUGCACGAGGACAAGCAGCGAGGCGUGUACGUCAAGAACCUGUCCGACUUCUACGUCAGCAACUCGGACGAGAUGCACGAGGUCAUGCGCCAGGGUGGAUCUGCCCGCGCCGUCGCCUCGACCGGCAUGAACGCCGAGUCGUCUCGCUCGCACUCGAUCUUCGUCAUUACGAUCCAGGCGCGCAACACCGAAACGGGCACCCAGAAGACGGGCUCGCUCUACCUCGUCGACCUCGCCGGCUCCGAGAAGAUCGCCAAGACGGGCGCGACGGGCCAGACGCUCGAGGAGGCCAAGAAGAUCAACAAGAGCUUGAGCGCGCUCGGCCAGGUCAUCAACGCCCUCACCGACGGCAAGUCGGCGCACAUCCCGUACCGCGACUCGAAGCUCACGCGCAUCCUGCAAGAGUCGCUCGGCGGCAACUCGCGCACGACCCUCAUCAUCAACUGCUCGCCGUCGCUCUACAACGAGCCCGAGACGCUGUCGACUUUGCGGUUCGGCAUGCGCGCCAAGUCGAUCAAGAACAAGGCCCGCGUCAACGCCGAGCUGUCGCCCGCCGAGCUCAAGGCGCUCCUCAAGCGCGCCCAACGCGACCAGGCCAACUCGGGCGCCUACAUCGGGCUCCUCGAGCAGGAGGUCGCCGUCUGGCGCGAGGGCGGCACGGUCGACAAGGAGCAGUGGGCGUCGAUGGAGCGGGCGCUCGGGCUCGGCGAGGGCGAGCUCGAGAAGCUCGCGGCGGGAGGAGCGUCAGCGGCCAAGCUCAAGGCGCAGCCGAGGAUACCGGCGCUCGAUCGAGUGUCAGAGGGAGGGGACAGUCGGCCCGAGACGCCGACGAGCGCGAUGGGCGGCGACGAGCGCGAGGAGUUCAUCAAGCGGCAGAACGAGAUGGAGGACCAGAUCGCCAAGACGGAGUCGCAGCUGUCGUCGCAGGACAAGCUCAUUCGCGACCUGCGCGAGGAGCUCUCGUCGCUCAAGGAGUCCGAGUCGACGGCCUCGAGCGAGAACAAGGCGAUGAACGGCGAGCUCGCCGACCUACGCCUGCAGCUCGAGCGCAUCCGGUACGACAGCAAGGAGGCGCAGAUCACGACCGACUCGCUCAAGGAGCAGAACGGCGAGCUCGAGCGAGAACUCGAAGAGCUUCGGCGAGCGCUCGCCGACGCCAAGUCGACGCAGAAGUCAGCCGACCAGGAGGGCAAGGACAAGAAGAAGGCGGAGCGCAUGGCGGCCAUGAUGGCGGGCCUCGCAGCGGGCGGUCUGUCGGAGAAGGAGGCCGACAUCCGGGCGUCGCUCGCUCGCCUCGACGAGGCGGCCAACUCGGACAAGCCGCUCUCGGCCGACGACCUGUCGACGCUCCGCCGACAGCUCGAGGACUCGUCGAUCUCGUUGCGCGAGCACCAGGACCGCGCCAAGCAGGUCACCGAGGAGAACGAGAUGCUCACCCGCAGGCGGGACGAGCUGGAGACGAGGUUGUCGACGCUCGAGGAGGAGUACGAGGAGCUUCUCGACAAGACGGUCGCCGACGAGGAGCGCGACGACGCGGCCAACGUGCAGGACAUCCGGAUUAAGCUCGAGGCGCAGUACGCCAUGAAGCUCGAGGCCGCCUUGAACGACGGCAGCGACCUCAAGCAGCAGCUCGUGCUCAAGAACUCGGAGCUCAAGCACGUCAACGAUGCUCUCGAGCAGGUCCGCACCGCCAACGCCGAGCUCGAGCGCGCGUUCAAGAUCACAACGGCAAGCAUCGAGGGCGGCAAGAACCUCGAGGAGGCGGCCAAGGACAUGGAGCGGCAGCACAAGGCCGUCGCACAGCAGCUCGCCGACUUUGACGCCAUGAAGAAGAGUCUCAUGCGCGACCUGCAGGACCGUUGCGAGAAGGUCGUCGAGCUCGAGAUCUCGCUGGACGAGGCGCGCGAGAACUACCGCAACUUGGCCAAGAACUCGAACAGCAAGGCGCAGCAGCGCAAGAUGGACUUCCUCACGCGCAACCUCGACCAGCUCACGCUCGUUCAGAAGCAGCUCGUCGACCAGAACACGACGCUUAAGCGCGAUGUCGCCCUCGCCGAGCGCAAACUCAUCGCGCGCAACGAGCGCAUCCAGAACCUCGAAGCGCUGCUCCAGGACGCCAACGAGAAGGUGAACCAGCAGAACGCCAAGUUCGAGGCGCGGCUCCAGGCCGUCAAGGAGCGACUCGACCAGGCCCGAGCGCAAAACCAGCCGGCCGUCGCCUCAACCCUCAACUUUGGUCGCAUCGCCAAGCCUCUCCGAGGUGGUGGAGGCGACAUCGAGCCAGUCGCCGGCGCCGACCGCCGCACCUCGGGCUUCUUCUCUCGGUUCGGCUCCGCCACACGUUAA
Molecule: messenger RNA, 2844 nt
Organism: Rhodotorula graminis WP1
Lineage: Eukaryota; Fungi; Basidiomycota; Microbotryomycetes; Sporidiobolales; Sporidiobolaceae
Exons: 16
Coding region: 1-2844 (947 amino acids)
Biological process (GO): microtubule-based movement
Molecular function (GO): ATP binding; microtubule motor activity; microtubule binding
Source: RefSeq, a predicted model, not a curated record